AUGAGCCAGAAAAUAAAACAUGUGUUGACGGUGGCGUGUCUAAUACCUUACGUUCUUUUCGCCUUUUAUCUAACCAGUGACCUUUCCUGGGGUGAACAGGUCAUUAGCGAUCCAGUGAAGGAAUAUGGAAUUCUGGGAAGUAUUGUAUUAUAUGUAAUCCGAUGUAUGUUAUUGCUUCCUCUUAUGAUGUCAGCUUGUAAUCUCUUUGGAAUUUCCUAUUUUAAUUCCCAUCCUAAAAAACCAGUGCUGCGGUCUUCGCUCAUGUUUGGACCUUUUCUGUGUUUUCGCGUAGUUACGAGAGGCACAUAUCCAGAAUUAGUGAAACAAAAUGUGCAACGAAACAUUGAAACAUGUUUUAAAUUAGGCUUAGCCAAUUUUGUGUUUGAAGUUGCCACAGAUCGUCAUGUUGGCAUGAAAAAAUCCUCUCAAGUUCGCGAAAUAGUGGUUCCAGAUAAGUACAGAACUAAGAACGGUACUCUCUACAAGGCACGAGCUCUUCAGUAUUGUUUGGAAGAGGAGGUAAAUAUCUUGAGUGACAAUGAUUGGAUAAUCCAUCUAGACGAGGAAACCUUGGUAACAGAAAAUUGUCUGAUUGGAAUUAUUAAUUUUAUAAAUGAUGGACAAUAUGAAUUCGGACAAGGCGUUAUCACUUAUGCUAAUGAGGAAAUCGUCAAUUGGAUAACUACCAUGGCUGAUUUUAUUCGCGUCGCCUUGGAUUAUGGUUUACAGCGCUUUUCUCUUGGAUUUCUGCAUCGUCCCCUUUUCAGUUGGAAAGGAUCGUUCAAUGUUUCUAAUGCAGGCGCCGAGCGUCAUGUUACAUUUGAUUUCGGUAAGGAGGGCAGUAUCGCAGAAGAUUGUUAUUUUGCGAUGAUGGCUUGGAAAGAAGGUUAUAAAUUUGGUUGGGUGGAAGGUGAGAUGUGGGAGAAAAGUACGUUUACGGUACUAGAUUAUAUAAAACAACGUAAACGCUGGUAUCAAGGAAUUAACCUAGUUCUACGAAGUAAACGUAUUCCUACUCAGUUAAAAGGUGGAAUUGGUUUGUUGAUGUUAUGUUGGACAAUGAUGCCAAUCACUCCGAUGUUCUGUGUCAUAUUAAUACACUACCCUCUACCCAAUUCAGUUUUAUUUGCCUUUCUCUUCUCUCUUAUGGCUGGCACUAUGCUGUUUCUCUUUUUCUUUGGAAUGCUCAAAUCUUAUCCACUGCGUGGCCGCAAACUUAUAGGUCUUUUUUUCGUGCUUGUUUUAUUAUUUAUUCCACAAAUUACAGCCGUUUUAGAAACAAUUCCAGUGAUCUGGAGUAUAUUUUCAGCUCAGAAAGAUUUCCACGUGGUGAGUAAAGAAAUGAAGUCAUCUCGAGGAAUUCAUAUUGUUUGA
Messenger RNA from Lottia gigantea (owl limpet), 1374 nucleotides. RefSeq lists its product as hypothetical. Gene Ontology annotation, molecular function: beta-1,4-mannosyltransferase activity. The transcript has a single exon. NCBI's taxonomy places the organism in Eukaryota, Metazoa, Mollusca, Gastropoda, Lottiidae. Gene Ontology annotation, cellular component: cytoplasm. The coding region runs from base 1 to 1374 and encodes 457 amino acids. The record is from RefSeq and is a predicted model, not a curated record.